GGGAUGUGCUUGUAGGCAGCGCAACAGGACCUGGCGUUCUGCCACUGGAUCAGCUGCACUUGUCCCCAGACGUGGCCAGAAAGUCUAUCCUCUCUAUAGUCAUUCUCCUUAUUCUGCCUCUCUGCCUACAAGACAGACUCGGGUCCAUGAAGGUCGCGAGCAAGAUAUCAGUGGCCCUGGCAAUUGCCUUCGUGCUGCUCGUGCUGCUGCUGUCUGGAGGGAAGAUUGCAGCUGGUGCUGCCACCAUGCCACCUCUCUUUGCCACGUCUGGCAAUGCCCUUGCCGUUUUCAGCGUCAUCAACGUCGUCACCAACGCCUUCAUAUGCCAUUUCAAUGUGACCCCGCUUUACAGGGAACUCAGGGACCGCUCUCUCCCCUGCAUGCGCAUGCGCUGCUCGGUCAUCAUCACCACCCUCGUCUACCUCCCAUGGCCAAAUAUCUAUACUGUACCUUUCCAUUCCAUCCCACCAGUGACCCCUAUUUACAGGGAGCUAAGGGACCGCUCCCUCCCCCGCAUGCGCACGGUCGUGCGCUGCUCGGUCAUCAUCACCACCCUCGUCUACCUCGCAGUCGGCAUUUUCGGCCUCGUGCUCUUCGGCUCUGAUGUACACACAGACGUGCUCUACGAUUUCGACACAAGCUUGGAUGUCGUUCCAGGAAUGAGCCCCGUGAUUGCGGCUCAUGCGGUUGCGCUGGGGCAGGGGGUGAAGGUGGGGUAUGCGAUUUCCAGAGUGCUUUCGCUGCCGCUGGCGCUGUUUCAGCUGCGGCUGGUUGUGGCGUCGCUGCUGUCGGCUUGUCUGGGAAGGAAAGGGAGAGGAGAGAGGGACGAGGGAAGAACCACAAGCAAUGGCAAAUCUGAAGCUGUAAAUGGGGAAGCUGGUUUCAGCAGCGGGCAGACAAAGGAGAGGACGAGGGUAAAUUCCCUGGAAUAUAUUCAAGUGGAUGGGAAUGAGGAUGGAGCGGAGGAGGUAGGAGAUGAGGAGGUGGGAGAAGAGAGGGACGGGGAGGAGACGGAGGAGGACGAGGAGGAAGGGGAGGAAGGGGAAGAGGAAGAGGAGGACGAGGAAGCAAGGCUUGAAGAGCUUCGACGGGCAGAAGAAAAGGCAACAAAAAGGCGGCGUUUUUGGCGUCAAGUCCCUUUGUCCCUCUUCUGCAACAUGCCGUAUGGUACAAUAUUCUCUGCUGUUGCCAGCAGCACUCAGCAAGUGCGGAGCAUGUGGUUUGUCAGAUCCGCUUCUACAGCACCCAGGCAGCACCUUAUACGGUAUCUUCAAGCAUUUGGUUCGUCAGCAGCAUGCACUGUAUAA
Closterium sp. Naga37s-1 is the source of this 1307-nucleotide messenger RNA. The record is from the annotation of a GenBank genome assembly. Lineage: Eukaryota; Viridiplantae; Streptophyta; Zygnematophyceae; Desmidiales; Closteriaceae.